AUGGGCAACAACAUCCUCGAGGAGAUCGCAGCCCAACGCCGUCUGGACGUGGCGGCGGCCAAGCAGUCCGUAUCUGCUGAGGAGCUCGUAGAGAAGAUCAGAGUAACAGAAGAAACCUACGGAUCAGCGCUGAGCGUGCUCGACCGCCUCUACGCGCCUGCGCGCAAAGGCUGGCUAGACAUCGCUCUCGCGGCCGAGUUCAAGCGUGCGAGUCCCAGCAAAGGCGAUAUCGCCACAGAACUGAAUCUUCGCGAGCAAGUCAAGGCGUACGCAGAUGCAGGCGCUAGUAUGAUCUCCGUGCUGACGGAGCCCAAGUGGUUCAAGGGCUCGUUGGACGACAUGAUGGCGGCCAGAGAAGUCGUGCAAAGCAUGGACCAACGUCCUGCUAUCCUGCGCAAAGACUUUAUUGUCGACGUGUACCAGUUGUUGGAAGCUCGUGCAUACGGUGCCGACUGCGUGCUGCUCAUUGUGGCUCUGCUGACCCAAGAGCAGCUCGAUGAGCUUAUUGACACAACUCACAAACUUGGCAUGUGCGCUUUGGUCGAGGUGAACAGUGUCCAGGAGUUGGACAUCGCUCUAGCUGCAAAAGCCCGGUUGAUUGGUGUGAACAACCGUGAUCUCCGCACAUUUAAAGUGGACAUGGACACGACUGCUCGAGUCGCAGCCGCUGUUCGUGAACGAGGUUUUGAGCUUGGAUGUGAUGGCGUGACGCUAUUUGCGCUCAGUGGCAUUCACUCGCACGCCGAUGUGGUCAAGUACGAACAGUGUGGAGCCCGUGGCAUCUUAGUCGGUGAGUAUCUGAUGAAGAGCGGCGACCUUGCGACAACAGUGAAGAACCUCAUGCAGACUGAGUCGCACCACACCAAGUUGUGCGACCUGUCGUUGCUCCCGCCGCUCGCGAAGGUGUGCGGUGUGACGACUGUAGAGCAUGCACUGGCUGCCUUGCGCAGCGGGGCUAACAUGAUUGGCAUUAUCCUGGUGGAACACUCGCCUCGAUUCGUUCGGAAAGAAGAAGCCAAGGCUAUUGCUCAAGCCGUGCGUGAGUACGGCGAGCGUGCAGGCUCCAUCCUUUCGGACAUCUUGGCGGCACACGUCGACGGUGAGCGUGACUGGUUCUAUAGGAAUGUCUUGGCCUUGCGAGAGGCUUGUGCGCGCGCCCCUCUUGUCGUGGGUGUGUUUGCGAACAAGACUGCUGCUGAAAUGAACACGGCUGCGGAGGACAUUGGACUGGAUCUGGUGCAGCUGCAUGGUGACGAGGGCUUUGAGAUUUGCAAGAGCAUCAAGUACCCGACGAUCCGAGCGUUGCAUCUGCCAGACACGGCGCAGAGCGACGGUGUUGAUGCUGAGGUCAUUCUCCAGCAGGUUCAGAAGGGUCUUGCCUACUACAUUCUGCUCGACACCACAGUAAAGGGCCAGCAGGGCGGCACUGGCGUGGCGUUUGAUUGGAAGAUUGCAGCCAUCUUUGCUGGCGCGCGGAUUCCGUGCUUGAUGGCGGGUGGGCUCACGCCGAAGAACGUUGUAAAGGCCUUAUCGGUUGGUCACCCCGUGGCAGUGGAUGUAAGCAGUGGCGUGGAGGUCAAGGGAUCGCCAGGCGUAAAGGACUUGGAUAAGAUGGCUGCGUUCUUGAAGGCUGUCAAGCACUACCUCGCGGUUGCUGCGCUCAAGAUUGACGAGGAGAAGGAGGCGUAG
Molecule: messenger RNA, 1689 nt
Organism: Peronospora matthiolae
Lineage: Eukaryota; Oomycota; Peronosporomycetes; Peronosporales; Peronosporaceae
Source: the annotation of a GenBank genome assembly